AUGGGGAGUAGAAAGAGAAUUAAUAAUGAGAUUAAGGAAAUAAUGAAAGACAAUAAUCUGAAAAGAAAUCAUUGGUGUAUAGAACUCGAUGGAGAAAACACUUCACACUUUAUUGGCAAAAUUCAUGGCCCGCCCGACACUCCCUAUCAAAACGGUGUCUUCAGGAUUGAUAUCUCAAUACCUGAGGGAUAUCCAAUCGAACCGCCGAAGUGUAAGUUCUUGACACUCGUCUGGCAUCCGAACGUCUCGUCACAGACGGGAGUGAUUUGUCUGGAUCUGUUGACAAAGGAUAACUGGUCGGCCGGUACUACUAUAGAGGCUUUGCUCCGGUCGUUGCGCUCAUUCCUGUCCAGUCCUGAAUCCACUAACCCUCUAGACGGCACUGUCGCCGGUCAGUACAGGCGAAACAAGCCGCUGUACGAACGGACGGCCAGGUAUUGGACUUAUUAUCACGCCAUGAAUGACGAGACGCGCAAAACUGUCGACAAAAAUCAAUUUCAAGAGUUUAUUGAUAAGAUCGACAGAUUGAUGAACGCGAAGACCAUUGACCGCAACGGUGCCCUCCAUCUGCUCUCCUGUAAAGAUUGGGAUCUGAAUGCGGCCAUCAAUGAUUAA
This is a messenger RNA of Medioppia subpectinata, 615 nucleotides long. The record is from the annotation of a GenBank genome assembly. Lineage: Eukaryota; Metazoa; Arthropoda; Arachnida; Sarcoptiformes; Oppiidae.